Molecule: messenger RNA, 1987 nt
Organism: Apis mellifera (honey bee)
Lineage: Eukaryota; Metazoa; Arthropoda; Insecta; Hymenoptera; Apidae
Gene: Sse
Product: separin
Exons: 9
Coding region: 86-1921 (611 amino acids)
Biological process (GO): proteolysis; meiotic chromosome separation
Cellular component (GO): centrosome; cytoplasm; nucleus
Molecular function (GO): cysteine-type endopeptidase activity
Source: RefSeq, a predicted model, not a curated record
CAGUUACAAUUGAUAUUAUAAAACGCAAAAGAGUAUACAGUAGUUAUUACAAAAGUUAUAUUAAGAGUGAAUUAUAUUUAUUAAUAUGGACGAAAUUUUUGAAAUUUUAGACAAUUGUCAUUUAAAUAAUGAUAAAUGUGAAAAAACGUCAACAAAUAUAAUAGAAAUUAAUUGCAUACAAAAUUUAAAGAAAGAGAUUGAUAAAUUAUUUGCGAAUAUACGAUGCAAUUUAGGAAGUGUUGAAUAUACAAAUCUUAAUAAAAUGUUAGCAAAUUGUUAUUUAAAGACUGGUAAUGAACUUGAAGCUAUAUUUCAUUUGAUUGAAUCACAUGCUGUAAUUCUUCGACAACAAAUAUUACAUAGAUGUAUAAAAACAGAAAUGCGAAAAUCAAUUUUAAAUGUACAACAAGCUUAUGGGCUUAAAUCUUCUUAUGUUGGAUUCAAUAUAAAUAACAAAAAUAAAAUUGAAAAUAUAAAAACCAUACUUUUUGAUUUGCCCAAAGAAUGGUAUAUGAUCCAAAUUACUGGACAAUAUAAAUCUCCAGAUAUUUUUACAUAUACUAGAAAUAAAUCGGAUACAAUGCAUGAAAUAUAUAUUACUGUAUUACCAACAGGAAUUAAAGAAGUAGAACCCUUGUGUCUAGUAUUACCAAAACCCAACUUACAUUCUUCAUAUGAUAUUUGUUAUGAAAUUCAAAAAUUACUUUCAAAUAAUAGAUCAGAAUUAGAAACUACAUAUGCAAAUAAUGAAUUGUAUUGGAAAAUGAGAGAGAGACAAAAUGCAAAUAUGAAGACUGCUAUGCAUGCAUUAGAACAUAUAUGGUUACGAGAAUGGAGAAUCUUAUUUAUGGCAGAUCCAAUAAACAAACAAAAUUUAGUAACAGAUAUUGUACAAAUGAUAGAUAAACUUAUAUCUGAUCACAAAACUUCAAAAGUGAUAUCAAAAAGAUCCAAGUGGUUAUUAAAAAAAAUAGCAUUAGCAGCAUGUUUUCUUACAAAAGAAGAAAUAGCACGUGCUGUAAAAUAUGUACUUUCUGAUUAUGAUAAACUUGCAGACAGUGUUAUACUAUCUAUAUUUGGAAAAUUACCUUGUAUGCAAGAGUUAAAAAAUGCAACUAGGAAAACAUUAGUUUUAAUAAUUGAUGAACAUAUGGAUUAUAUACCUUUUGAAUCUAUGGAAAUUUUAAAAUUCCAUCCAAUUACACGCUUUCCAUCAUUGCACAUUGCAUAUGCUUUAUUUAAAGAACAUGAAAAUACAAUGGAAAAUGGCUGUAAAAUAAUUCGAGUAAAAGAUGAUAUAGGUACAUGUAUAGUUAAUCCUUCAGGUAACUUAUCAAAAAUGGAAAAACGUAUGAGAUUAUUUAUUGAAUAUUGGUUACCAAAUUGGAGAAGUUGGUACAAUAUUGAACCACAGGAAGAAGUUUUUGAAGAUUCAUUAAUUAAUCGAGAUAUAUUAAUGUAUAAUGGUCAUGGAAAUGGAAUACAAUACUUACCAGGAGAACAAAUAGAAAGACUUAGAGUAAAAUCAAUUGUUUUAUUAUUUGGCUGUAGCAGUGUAAAAUUACUUAAUGUAGGAGGACGUUAUCCACCAUAUGGAAUUUCAAAUCAAUAUUUAAUAGCAAGCAGUCCUUGUGUACUUGGUAUGUUAUGGGAAGUUACAGAUGCUGAUACCGAUAAAAUGACAACAAAUUUCAUCAGUAAUUGGAUUCCAUCACCAUUAAAUAGACCAUGGACUGAUGUUGAUAUUAAUAUGUGGUGUUUAGGUAUUCUAAAAUUUUUAAAGAAUUCACAUAAAAGCUCUCAGAACUUAUCUAUAGAACCUGAGAUGUUGAGAGCAAUUGCAAAAUCUAAAGAUGUUUGUUCUCAUUAUAUGACUGCAGCUGCAAUAAUAGUACGAGGACUGCCAAUAAAGCUUAUUUGAAUUGUAAAUGUAAAAAAAAAUAUAAACGAAUAUAUAAUGAACAUCAAUUUACAUAUGAUUAAAAAA